AUGGUUAAUAUUGAAAUGAAUUCAAAUUAUUUUACCUCCUCACGUGGUAUAAUUAAGAUAAGUCAAAUAAUUGCUGGACUAGUUGUUUCAUCAUUUCUUUGUAGUGGAUCAGGAUUAUGUUUUGGGGAGGGUCGUGUUGGAUCUGCAUCAUUCUUCAAUUCUAUUUGUGUUAUUAUUAAUAUAGUUCUUUUAAUUCUUAAUUUUCUUAGUAUAACAAAUUAUAAAUUUGAAAAGAUAUAUUCUAUUGUUUCUGCUGUACUUUUUAUUAUUGCUGUUGCUUUAAUGAUAUGGUAUUUCCUUCAAUAUCAAAUAAGAUUCUGGAAUAUAAUAACAACAGUACUUAUGAUUAUUCAAAUUAUUUUGUUUAUUUGGGAUUAUAAAAUUCUUAGUGGUGAAGCACCAAAUGAACAAAGAGUUAUAUAA
Strongyloides ratti is the source of this 423-nucleotide messenger RNA. RefSeq lists its product as hypothetical. The transcript has a single exon. Lineage: Eukaryota; Metazoa; Nematoda; Chromadorea; Rhabditida; Strongyloididae. The coding region runs from base 1 to 423 and encodes 140 amino acids. The record is from RefSeq and is a predicted model, not a curated record.